This is a messenger RNA of Brienomyrus brachyistius, 3429 nucleotides long. It is a transcript of the gene rras2, whose product is annotated as RAS related 2. The transcript has 6 exons. The record is from RefSeq and is a predicted model, not a curated record. Gene Ontology annotation, molecular function: GTP binding; GTPase activity; GDP binding. Gene Ontology annotation, cellular component: plasma membrane. Gene Ontology annotation, biological process: signal transduction. Lineage: Eukaryota; Metazoa; Chordata; Actinopteri; Osteoglossiformes; Mormyridae. Bases 1052 to 1585 code for a protein of 177 amino acids.
GGGGGGGGGGGAUGUGAGUCAUGUUAAGCUGAUGACCCCGACAUGGCUGGCAUUAUUUCAGUUCAGAAAAGAAAGCUCUGCUCAGGCCUUCCGUAAGUUUGGAGAGAAUCAAACUACAGCCUGGUCCCACAGGGCCUGGUGUCGGCAUAAAGCAAUCCAGUGGGGAGCAUCACAAAAACGACAGGCUGAAGAAGUAAAAGGCAAUACAUGGUGUUCAUUUUUAUUUUCAGCAAAUAAACUUUUAAAGCUUUAAAAUGCCCUGAAAUAACAUUGCAGGCUGUUUCCAGUGGCAGACCAUAGGGCAUAUUAUCCUGUUAAAGCACCAUGUGUAAUAGACUAAUAACAAUCUGUAUUAGCUGCACUAAUAAGAAACAUCAUACCUUGCCCCUCACCUGGAUAAGCAUUUAGUAAAAUAGAUUGAUGGAAAAGGCUCACUUUGUGUUUCAGUGCUCAGGCAUAAAAUACCGACAAAUAGUGUAACCAGCAGCGGACAGUAUGGCUUCAUAAUUAUGUGAAAUUUAAUAGCCCAGCUCUUAUUGCUGCUUUUUUAUUUUUUACCAAUGGCAGAAGAAAUGUUUUCUGUAGGAGCCCCAAGAAUGUUGGUGGUAAACGUGAUCAUGUGGAGCAGUAGAAUUCUGUCCUUUCCACCUGUCCUGACGUUUUUCAGGUGGCCGCUAUCCUUUGGUGCUCACUGUGGUUCCAUUAUGCUUUGAACAUCUACACCAGCCAGUAGCAAAAAAUUUGCAAGAAGGAUAACCUUGACUGGGCAAGUAUGGACAAGGCAUUUGAAAAUUUGAAAUUCCCAUCGAUAAGGUGGAGAAAAUGCCGGAUAUACUUUUGCGGGUUUGGAGGGGGGAACAAGUUUUUUGUUGCACUUUAGUUAUUUUUGGAAAAACAACAUCAGUGGUGUUUUAUCUGCCAUAUCAAUGCCUUGGAUAGCAUACCAAUGUUAUUUUGCUUUUUCUGUGUUCUCUGUUUGCAUAUAGAUAUGAUGGUUUGCACACCUUCUGAGCAUCAGUUAGUGGCUUUCUGAGUGUGCGUCAGAGAGAGAAUGACAGACAGACUGGUUGUUUUUGAGUCGUACUUCGUGACCGACUAUGAUCCCACGAUUGAGGAUUCUUACACAAAGCAGUGUGUGAUCGACGAGCGGGCAGCGCGCCUGGACAUCUUGGACACGGCAGGCCAGGAGGAGUUUGGUGCCAUGCGAGAGCAAUACAUGAGAACGGGAGAGGGCUUCCUGCUGGUCUUCUCCGUCACCGACAGAGGAAGUUUUGAGGAAAUCUACAAGUUUCAGAGGCAGAUCCUCAGAGUAAAAGACCGUGACGAGUUUCCCAUGAUCCUCGUAGGCAACAAGGCAGAUCUGGAGCUGCAGAGACAAGUGACUCAGGAAGAAGGCCAGCAGUUGGCCAGGCAGCUGAAGGUGACAUACAUGGAGGCCUCAGCCAAGAUCCGACUGAAUGUAGACCAAGCCUUCCAUGAGCUCGUUAGAGUAAUAAGGAAGUUCCAGGAGCAGGAGUGUCCGCCUUCACCAGAACCAACCCGCAAGGAGAAGGACAAGAGUGGCUGCCACUGCGUGAUUAUCUGAGCUGGGGUGCCUCCCCACUCCCAUUUUUUUAUUUUAUUUUACCAGUGCCUGCCCUGCCCACUGACAUCACUUCCUGUGUGGAUGACCACUGCCUUCUUUGCUCACGUGCAUGGCCCCGCGGUUGCCAUAGCAGCGAAGGCCUUGACUGGAGAAGCGAUCCUGGAACUACACUAAUAGAACGACUAAGGCAGACUACAGAACACGACGGAAGGUCGCUGUCCGCGCCCAGUGCACAAGAAACAGCCAUCAGACAGGAGUACAGAACCUAUCAACACUAAGCACUGCUUCUUAAAAUGAUAAACAAUUCCUUUUUGUAUUUUGAAAGACUUCUAUUUGCCUCGUUGUGGAAUUUGUACGUUCUGACAAUAAUGCUGUCAGCAAACAAAACAAGAAAAUCCUGAAAUGUAAACAAGCAAGAGAAUAUUUCCACCUUACGGUGUGAGUGUUCAAAUUAAGCUUUGUGUGUGUGUUGUGCCAUAACUGUUUUUGCAUUAAUUUGCUAAUCAACUACUGUACAAAAGAAUUGUGUGUUUUGCAAAUGCAUAUUCAGUGAAUUACUUUGCAGAAGUACAGUUUUGAAGGUUGAAGAGCUUGGUUAACAUGAAUAAACACAAAGGUAUAUUAGUAACUAUGGUAUAAGUACAGAAUUUGCCAAAAAAUACUAUGGAUGUAAAUGAAGGAAUAUGUAUUCAGUAUCUGUGUCUUAGGAUGCGGUUGUUUUGAGAUCCACAUCCUGACUGUCUAACUGUAAUUUUUUAUUUUUCUGAUGCAUCAGCGAUACUAUGAACCUGGACAUUCUCCACCUCGUACCGCUUUGUCCACACCUUUCGCCCCCCCCAUCCUCACAGCCUCGACCAAACCAAUCAUGUGUAGGGAGAGGGAGCUGGAGGCCACGCCCAUUUGGGAUAGGUUCUCAGCAUUUCAAUAGUACUGCCCCCUCAGUCAGGGGCACUUGUGAACUUUCUGGGUGCCUCGCCUCAGUCCCCCAGGUGAAACUGGCUUUGUGACAUCAGGCGAAGCUGGUAGAACUGGGACAGAUCCUGUAAAGAUCAGUACAGGUUUCUUAAAAUGACUUUGGUCCAGGUGUUCACCUUGGGGUCACCCAGAUUCUGAUUUAAGCAGUUAUUUCCAUUGUCUGCUUUGAUACUGUAAAAUGCCUUGUAUAAUACAAAUUGUGUUUUUAUAUAUGUUUCCUGGAUUUUCAACAACAAAUAAACAGCUUUUAAACCACUGCUCUGGAUUGAAGAUGAGGUUAUGUCUUCACAGUGAUCUAUGUGUCUGCAUCCCAUGGGUUUGCUUGUGACUAAGUAGUAAUGUUUCCCUCAUCUUCCUCACUUGACGCAUGCCUAGCCACUGGUUACUUUGAUGAGAGCUGAUGGUGAACGGCUUUUGGCCAUAUACCUUUUAUAUGUUAUUUUCUUAUCAAACUGGUUAAGUAUUUUUGUACACUUGUAAAAAAAUUGUCAUGGCAAGGUUGUGUAACUGUUUAGUCAACUCCGCUGGUUUUAAAAUUUGUUUGGCAGCUUUGAAACGUGGAUGAAGAACAUUCUGGUUGGCAAACACUUUGCCUUACCUGCACACUAAGUGGAUUGGCUGGACUCCGCUGCCGUGCCCUGUCACAGUUAUACAGAUCCGCCAUGCCUAAUUUGGCGUUGGAGAGUAUCUUGUGGUUUGGUGGUUAUGGUCCUGGUGCAAGAGCACCAUCACUCUGUCCUUUUAUUCUGGUGUACGACUCUCUGUCCACCUGUUUUCUACUGUAUGUAUCCAUAUUGUGUAAUUUUUAUUUUUCUUUAGUUCCUCCUGUUGUAUAGCUUCCAGUGCUAUAAUAAAAACUGGUCAAUGUA